Molecule: messenger RNA, 1378 nt
Organism: Spodoptera litura
Lineage: Eukaryota; Metazoa; Arthropoda; Insecta; Lepidoptera; Noctuidae
Product: U6 snRNA-associated Sm-like protein LSm4
Biological process (GO): nuclear-transcribed mRNA catabolic process; mRNA splicing, via spliceosome
Molecular function (GO): RNA binding
Source: RefSeq, a predicted model, not a curated record
UUUCUAACCUCCAAACCAGUGACAUUUUGUAAAAACAUUAACCAAGCGAGAAGAAAGCUGCUUAUUAACUUCAAAAAUAUAAUUUAAAAUAGCUUUAUAAUCCAAAAUGUUGCCGUUAUCGCUCCUCCGUACAGCGCAGAACCAUCCAAUGCUGGUAGAAUUAAAAAAUGGCGAAACUUAUAACGGCCAUUUAGUUAGUUGUGAUAACUGGAUGAAUAUUAACUUAAGAGAAGUUAUUUGUACGUCCAGAGAUGGUGACAAGUUCUGGAGGAUGCCCGAGUGCUAUAUCAGAGGCAGUACUAUCAAAUAUUUGCGUAUUCCGGACGAAGUUAUCGACAUGGUGAAGGAAGAGACCCAGGUCAAGUCCAGAAGCCGUAGUGAAGUCUCUAAAGGUCGAGGCGGUGGUCAGAACAUGAGGACAGGUCGUGGUGGCAAUCGAGGUGCCUUCGGUAAUCGUGGACGACCAGCACCCCUUGCCCGAGGCGGUGGUAAUCAAGGACGAAACCCACAGCAGAAUAAGAACAAGAAAUAGUUUUUUUGUAAUUGUAAUUCUCAUGAGACAUAUUUAAUUUACUUUUUGAAAGCUACAGUUGGUUAUAGACAAUAAACGGAACCCUAACAUCUAGCGCAUCGCAUAUAGGAGUUUAAUAGACUAUACUGUUCAAUCAAAUAAAGAACGGGUUGCAAAUUGAAAAUAUACAUCACAGAAAAAGUUUUCAAUCGGUGCAACUCACUCUCCUACACCCGUGUGUACAAUUGCGGCGAUGGGCACUCAACGCUCUCGUACACCCGUGUGUACAAGAAACGCGCGAGUGGUUAACCAUGAACUCCUUGCCGAAAUCAGUGUUUCUUGACAAAUGUAACUUGGUGUCUUCAAGUACCGAGUGAACAGGAUGCUCAUAGGUAGGUGUGCUCCAUUAUCGGUCACAUCAUCGCUUACCACCAGGCGAGAUGGUGGCCAAACGUCGUCCUAUCAAGUAUAAAAACUAAAACAUCAUUUUUAACUACCUUUUAUUUGGUCAGCCUGUAAUGAACUAUGUAAUAAAUCUGAUUUACACACACUUCUAAUUGUUGUAUCAUCAUGAAACUUUGCAAUUUUAUGUAGAUUACAUGAUAAUACAAUAUUGUGGUACCAUCACACUAAUUUGAUGAUGGAAUUGGAAGGUGGCUGAUGGAACUUUGGACUACCUACGAGUAAAUGAUAGCAGUUUGAACUCAUUAGAUACAGUACCAUCUUUGCCAUGAGGGUACUUGAGCCUGUGCCCAGAGCCGCCAUCCUCAGGGUCCCCGAAGGACCGAUAAUUUCUACGACGGACACUGAAUGGAGCAAAUCUUUGUGUAAUCCAUAAAUUGUUAUUUCGGGUCUGGAUGUCAUAGU